Arachis ipaensis is the source of this 927-nucleotide messenger RNA. The record is from RefSeq and is a predicted model, not a curated record. Lineage: Eukaryota; Viridiplantae; Streptophyta; Magnoliopsida; Fabales; Fabaceae.
AUUGCGAUUAACGUUGCUGUCUAUGUCCAUUAUUUACCAUCUUUCUUUCUAUAUAUCUAUCUAAGCUAUCUCAAUUUAUUUUAUUUCGUUCUUACAUUAUAUACUCAUCACAACCAUUGUCAUAGAUUUUCGCAAAGAAGCUAGAUUUGAGUAAGAUUCAUUGACCGAUCAAUAUGGCAAACGCAAUCUUCAUCACUCACAACAAAUCUUCAUUAAUUGUUGCUCCAAGAACAUUCCACAAAUGUCAAAGUUCAAACGUAGACAAUGUUCGAAUCAGUUUCGGAUCCAACAUCAAAUUUAAUGGCUCCCGUGUUCCACAACAGAACCUUCUUCCACUCAGAAGAAACAUGAAACUAUGGGUGGUUGGAACCAUAUUCACGAUAGUGAUGUCAUUUUCGAAGGGCAAAUGGGGUCCUUUGCUACUUCUCAAAGAGAAAGUUGAAACAACAAUAGAGGAAGCAGAAAGAAUCGCAGACGUGAUAGAAGAGGUGGCAGAGAGAGUGGACAAGGCGGCUGAAGAAGUUGUGAAGAUUAUUCCAGAAGGAAAACUUCGUGAUGCUGUUGAAUUCGUUGAGAAAGUGGCUGAAAAUGUAGACAAGAUUGCUGAAAAUGCAGGAGAUACACUGGAAAAGGUAGAUGAUAUGGAAGAUGAGUUGGAUUCAUUGUUGAAAUCAUUGCCUAAGCAACAAAUAAAUGCUGUGACAACUACAGAAUCAAAAGAUCAAAAGUAGAGAAAAACCAAUUAAGUGGUAAAUGUAUAAUUUUAGAUCUGUAGGAUUUUAUUUUUAUUGGGAGGGGGUUCAUGGGGGAAAAGUUGGUUCAUUAUUUGUAUGCUUGUAAUUUUAUCUUCAUAUUUAUAAAAUAAAUGUUGUAAGGAACAGUUAAAAUUUCUUCGUGAUUUAAUAAAUAACAUUCUUUCAUGGUGUA